Manduca sexta (tobacco hornworm) is the source of this 1298-nucleotide messenger RNA. Its product is annotated as facilitated trehalose transporter Tret1-like. The transcript has a single exon. Gene Ontology annotation, molecular function: transmembrane transporter activity. Gene Ontology annotation, biological process: transmembrane transport. NCBI's taxonomy places the organism in Eukaryota, Metazoa, Arthropoda, Insecta, Lepidoptera, Sphingidae. Bases 35 to 1210 code for a protein of 391 amino acids. Gene Ontology annotation, cellular component: membrane. The record is from RefSeq and is a predicted model, not a curated record.
GCAUUAUGUUUCAGCAUCCAUAAGUAUUCUCUCCAUGAUCCUCGGAUGCCUGGGCUGUGGUGUUAUACUUGACUACUUCGGAAGAAAAGCAAGCCAUACCAUUAUGAACAUACCCGCCAUUGUCGGCUGGCUUUGCAUCGCCUUUGGCAACAACAACACACUAAUCCUCGUUGGUAGAUUCCUCACUGGAAUCUGCAGUGGUGUCAGUCGACCGGUAUCUUUGGUAUACAUCGGAGAAAUUUCUGACCCGAAAUUAAGAAGUAUAUGCCUCCUCAUGCCAGCUUUGAUAACGAAUGCUGGCGUGAUUAUAAUUCACGUGAUCGGAAAAUAUUUCCACUGGAGAAUAAGUUGUUUCUUAUGCGUCAUACCUUCUGUUUUGUGUGUUGUAUCUUUCAUAUUUCUUAAAGAUAGCCCAUUAUGGCUGAUAUCAAGGGGAAGGGUGGAAGAAGGGAUGGUGGCUUUUACGUGGUUUAGGGGAGAGGACGAGAAAGCUGUUAAGGAGCUAGAAAACGUUUUAGACAAACGUAGAGAGAACUCUGACGAAUAUUGUAAAAUUGUAAGAGAAUUGCUUUCGGAUCGAACGUUGUUGAAGCCUUUUGUUACUGUUUUCUUUCUGAUGCUAUGCACGCAGUCUUCGGGUGUAAAUGUUUUGCCGUUUUACGCUGAGAAUAUAUUCAACGAGACAUUUUCUGGCAAAGUAGAUGGCUACACGUUGAUGAUAGUGUCAGACAUAUUAAGAGCUGUUGGAACGUUAACAGUAUGCGUGUUUGCAAAAGUAUUGCCAAAAAAGAAAACGUUUUUAACAUGUUGUUUUGGGGUAAUCGCUUCUCUCGGUGCACUAUUGUUAUUAUAUUUUUUUAAUACCGGUGAUAUUUGGGCACCUUUCGUUUUCUUUGUAUUCUUUAUUAUUUUCGGAGGCGUUGUGAUAACUUUGGGUUGGACUUUUAUGCCUGAGAUACUACCAAAUAAUGUUCGUGGUAUAGGCACAGCGAUAGCUUCAGCUAUCGGAUAUAUUGUGCUGUUCACUAUCGUCAAAGUAUUGCCAGAUGUUUUGGAAAAGUACGGGGAAGCAGCAUUGUAUGCUUCCUUUGCUGUUUCAAUAUUAAUAUGUUCGACAGUAUUAAGUUUUAUUUUACCAGAGACUAAGGAUAGAACAUUACAGUCUAUCGAAAAUGACUAUACUGAAUGUAGUUUUAAUACUAAAUUGUAGACAAAUGUUAUUUGUUAUGUAAACAAAGAUGUGCUAAUCGUAAUGUAUGUUAAAAGUAUUAUUUACCAAAACAACGGUGGUGUUUUUA